AUGGAACCCUGGUAAGUGGAAACAUGGACCAAAACCUGCGGUCCAAUUCCUGGUGGCUUAAUUCCGACCCAUACCCAGAUCUAUUUGCAUGCAACUAGGUAAUGGCUGGGGUCCUGGAGCAGCUCCGCACCAUAGAUCGGGCUACAUCAAUCAAGCGAGCAUUUUUUGCAGCUGGACAUCCUGGAAAUGCCAGCUGACGUCUUUCCGGAAAUAUGAAGAUGCUUAUGGAUGGAUGGUGUCAGCCAGGGCUCAUAAGAGGACACCCUCGCGCUCAGCAUGGAAUUGGCAGCACAGCGGUUGGCGAUAUCCGAGAUUUUCGAUUUGGGGGGCCAUGUGCAGGACAUCCCAUAGACCUGGAAGAUGGAACAGCUCUGAAGGCAGGGCUGCAGCUUGCCAGACUUCAACAUGGAAUACAAGUCCUCCAAGUCACUCCACAUCAUGUGGCCAAACGACUACUUAUAUUUGAGGAUCGCUUUGCUACACACGGCACUCUUUGGAAUGCUGGGAUAGCUGCUUGUAGGCAGGUGGCUCUGGGUUUCCAGGUCGUGUUUGACAAAGAUUUUUGAGGAUGUACGUGAGAGCAUCCGGUCUUUCCAAACAAAGUACCUUCUUCCUUUCGAUGACUGGCUUGCAGUGUGCCAGCUGAGGGACAGCCCAGUCUCUGAGCACAGAAGCCUUGCACCUGAUUUUGCAUCUGAACGCAAAUCUUGCAUGUUGGAACGAUUGCUCGAUCGAUGACGGGUGGGGUGGGGACCCCCCCUGCUUUUGCACUUCCAACCAAGUGCAAGGCGGCUUUGAUUUGUCUGAGCAUGCUGGAAACUAGCCUACUCGGCUUCGCCCGAUGAGUUUUCAUGGGGCAGGUCUUCAGGCUGGCCUCGGCAAGCUGUGGCUGAGCUUGGUGGAGUCACUUCGAGUCCCGGCAGCCUUGGGUCGUGCCAGGCCCGCAGAAGGCGCCGUCGCGCCAGCUGCGUCAAGCGCCUAUCUCAAUAGGUCCUCGUCAGGUAGCCCACAGGCCGCACAACUCUCCAAACAAAACGAGAAGGAAGCGCCGCGUGGACUCUGACAGCGACAGGGGCCUGCGCGGCCAAGAGGCAACCUUUGACGAGCUCACCGACCGCGGACGAAGCCGAGCUUGCGCCGCCCUGCUUCGGAGACAAGGAGGGGUGUGUCUUCGACAGAAAAGGGGUCCCUGCGAGGCCCGAAGCGGAGUUCGCCGAGGGCCAGCAAACGGUUGACUUCGCCACUUUCGCGGUGUUCACAUGAGGUUCGCCAACUUGCAGCCCGAUGGCAGACUCAAGUUGGUUGAGGUCCGAGCCCAUGUUUGCAAACUGCUGGCAAAGAGCUUGGCAACCCUGUGGUGAGCUGGUUAGAGGUUUGGCGUCUGCUGGUGAGCGCGAGGAAUGCAGAGAAGAAUGCUGGUCGGAUCCAGGCGAGAAGCUUGGGCCCAGCGCCUCUGAGUGUUCCGUCCUUACAGCCUGACCAAGCCUGUGGAGACAUGCAAGAUUUCCAGCUUAGCUUGACGCUCGCCGGAAAGAAUACGGGUGUGUGAGCUGGCAGUGGGGGCUUGGCGAGCCAAAGGUUGACUGUGGCGCCUUCUUGCAGGCCACCGAUGGGCGCUGAGCGGCAGAGCUGGCGAAUCUGGAUCGUUUGGCAAUUGUUUCUGAGUGCAAAUCUUGCGUGUUGAAACAACUGCUCCCCUCCCUUUUGCAGCACCAACCGUUGCGGUUGCCUUCUUGCCCCUCUUUGGCUCCAGGCGCAGAGGCGCUUGCUCAGUGCAUAAGGCGCUUCCCCCCCUGUCCCGUGAGGGCUGAACAUGGAGGGCAGACCAACAAACGACCGCCCAAUUGGCGAGGUGCGUGCAGCGCGUGCGAGACUUCUUUCGCCAGACUUUGGGCCACCGGCGCUGCCGGCGCAGCCGGUGCAGCCUGCGCGCUCCGCCGUGGGCGUCACCGUGUGCAGGUCCGUUGUGGAGCGCUGGACGUGGUACCGCCAGAAGCGGUGGAGUUCAUUAACAAUAAUGUGUUUGAGAUGGAGCACCCUUAUCCGACCUUCGGGCUGGUGGAUUCCGUGGACUCGCCGGCCUUUCUUUCCCCAGGCUCUGUACCAAGCCGUGCUGAAGUUCAUCGGCGACAAAGGCGUUGGGAGUUCCUGGGAGUUCCAGGCCGGACCCGGAGCACCCGAAAGGUUGCGCUGCCUGCCUGGCCUGGGUGUGCACAGUGUACACCGCUUGGGUGACAUGGACGCGGUGGCCACUGUGCACCUCGAGAAGGGGCCGCGGCGGCAGAUUGUGGCUUUCCUCCCGUUCGAGAAACGUUUGGAAGCCAAAAGUCUACUAUCACAAUUCUUCGAGAUGUGCCUGGCCCACUCGAAUGUGAAAGCUGUGUCCGACACUGUGAGAGAGGAGGCGGAAGCCCAGGGAGGCAAGUGGUGGGUGCAAGAGUUGGUGGAGCAGGCCAUCAGAGAGCAAGAAGCAGAGGAAGGAAAGGAAGACACCGCGAUCGACGCGGAUCCGGAUCGCUGGAGCGAGCUGAAGCCAGACGAGGCAGAGAAGCGAGGGGCUCGGCGCCUAGGCUUGGACUUCGACCCCUUGGGACCUGCGUGAAUC
This is a messenger RNA of Effrenium voratum, 2605 nucleotides long. The record is from the annotation of a GenBank genome assembly. NCBI's taxonomy places the organism in Eukaryota, Dinophyceae, Suessiales, Symbiodiniaceae.